UCAAUUUUGACAGUUGUAACCAGUGGUCAUCGUAUUUUUUAUACCUCCUUGCAGUUUGAUACCAAAAUAUUAGUUAUUUGCAAAGUGGUAUUACGUGUGCACGAUGAAAAUACGAUCCCACGCACUCCGGGAAAGGUGGAAUGCGGCCCGCUAGCAACGGCUGACAUGUCUACCCGAAGCGCGAGCGCGAUGCGCGCGCGCCGCGGCCACAAGGAGCGCUCCAAAAACUUCACCGAGCUCGAGAAGAGAACCGUUCUCGAGCUCAUCGCGCGCCACCGCGACGUGCUGCGCCAGGGCCGCUCCAACAACGCCACCAACCGCAGCAAACAGCUGGUGUGGUCGACGAUUUGCGAGGAGGUGAACAAACGCUGCGGCGGCGAGCGGCCGCGCACUCCCGCGCAGGUCAAGAUGUGGUACGAGAACUACAAGAAGAAGUGCAAGAUGCGCGCGCACGACACACAGCAAACCCAGGCAGAGGCGCCCGGCCUGCUCGACGGAAUGUUUUGGCAAAACAUACUUCCUUUAGACGUGAAAGAGGAAGAAGCCGAGGCGACGUUGAGUGUGGACGGAGCACACAGCGCCAAAGAUGACGACUGCCUGCCCGUUAACAUGUCAAACGGCCGACUCUCAAGCACGAACGAUAGCGACGACACGAUGCCCAACGUCCUCGAGCCCCAAGUCCAAAUAAUACCCCAUUCCUCCCCCACGCCCCCCCUCAAACCCCUCCCCAACCCCCUUUCUCUACCCCCCCACUUACCCCUCCUACCCAACCCCUUACAAGUGAUCGAACAGGACCGAAUCCGGCAGAACCUAAUCCAAAAACUAAACGAGCUCUCAAACACACCUUUAAACUUAAGCCAUCUGGACGAUGACCGAAGAAAAAAUGGCCACGAAAAAAGCCAGGACAAAGACGAAAUAAAACACGACUGCGGAUCGGCGACGGAAGAAGAAAGAUUGUAUUUCACAGCCAAAAGACAACACGCCAUCUGGGAACAUGAGGCGAAAAUGAAAAUCUUAAACAUGGAACUCCGUCAGAAGGAAGAAAUAUUCUCGCUGCAAAAGCAACUCUUCCUCAUCGAGUUACGGCUCAAAAUGGACUUCCUGGAGAAGGCAGGCGCCAAGUAAGAUGUUUCUGAAAGUAUUUAUGACAAUAAAUUUGUUGUAAGUCACUCGUAAGUGAUAGGAUGGGCCUGAUGAAGAGAUCAAUCUCGCGGUAAAGUAAGUGUGUCUCUUUUUAUCGAUAUACGAAGGAAAAAGACAGAAUAUGCAUGCAAAGACAAUUUUAGAAAGCAUAAAAAAGUAUCAAAAUUGCUAUAUUUCAUUCAGUAAAGAGGACAUACAGAACUUCAAAUAUCAGGCCCAGUAUACAUGCUUUAAGCAUAGUAUACACAUAUUCAAAGACCGUGAAUGCUUUGUUACAUUUGUCUCAAAUGUAUAGGGUUGCCAAUGCUGUGAUAUUUAUUUUGGCCUUGUGUUACAUAGAACUCAUCGUUAAGACAAUGUCAAAAUGUGAUAAGUAUUUUACUCGUAUUUUCAAAUAUUUCCUUUUUACAUGACCCUAAUUUUAUUUAGAAAACUACCAAAUGGUAUUUUUUUUGUAAAUUGGCAACCCCGAAUGUAAUGAACGUGCAACAUCGAUUGGCCAAGGGCCAAGGAAUAAAAUACUUCAUCGACAUUAGUCACUCAUACGAUCUAGUUCAUUUAGUGCCAUCGGUUAAAGUAGUUACCCAUUUUUUAAUGUUUAUUUUUACGCCACAGACCACUUAAUACUUCCAAAAAGGUAGUUUUUU
This is a messenger RNA of Ostrinia nubilalis (European corn borer), 1790 nucleotides long. RefSeq lists its product as uncharacterized. Bases 166 to 1125 code for a protein of 319 amino acids. The record is from RefSeq and is a predicted model, not a curated record. The transcript is spliced from 6 exons. NCBI's taxonomy places the organism in Eukaryota, Metazoa, Arthropoda, Insecta, Lepidoptera, Crambidae.